Molecule: messenger RNA, 1832 nt
Organism: Pseudocercospora fijiensis CIRAD86
Lineage: Eukaryota; Fungi; Ascomycota; Dothideomycetes; Mycosphaerellales; Mycosphaerellaceae
Product: tubulin beta chain
Exons: 5
Coding region: 120-1463 (447 amino acids)
Biological process (GO): microtubule cytoskeleton organization; mitotic cell cycle
Cellular component (GO): microtubule; cytoplasm
Molecular function (GO): GTP binding; GTPase activity; structural constituent of cytoskeleton
Source: RefSeq, a predicted model, not a curated record
CUGCACCAGCAACAGGCAGACGCAUACACACCGCAUCAACGACCUCGAGUCAACUCCCAGCGUGCACACCUAUACCCUCACCAAACCAACACCCCCGCAAUACCGCCAAAAUUCCCGGAAUGCGCGAGAUCGUUCAUCUCCAAACCGGCCAGUGUGGCAACCAAAUAGGUGCUGCAUUCUGGCAGACCAUCUCCGGCGAACAUGGCCUCGACGGCGCUGGCGUGUACAAUGGCACGUCUGAUCUCCAGCUCGAGCGCAUGAACGUCUACUUCAACGAGGCCUCUGGCAACAAGUAUGUCCCACGUGCCGUCCUCGUCGAUCUCGAGCCAGGUACCAUGGAUGCCGUCCGUGCUGGUCCAUUCGGUCAGCUCUUCCGCCCAGACAACUUCGUCUUUGGCCAGUCCGGUGCUGGUAACAACUGGGCAAAGGGUCACUACACUGAGGGUGCCGAGCUCGUUGACCAGGUUCUCGAUGUCGUCCGCCGCGAGGCUGAGGGCUGCGACUGCCUUCAAGGUUUCCAGAUCACCCACUCCCUCGGGGGUGGUACCGGUGCUGGUAUGGGUACGCUUUUGAUCUCCAAGAUCCGCGAGGAGUUCCCAGACAGAAUGAUGGCCACCUUCUCCGUCAUGCCAUCGCCAAAGGUCUCCGACACCGUUGUCGAGCCAUACAACGCCACCCUCUCCGUCCACCAGCUGGUUGAGAACUCUGACGAGACCUUCUGUAUCGACAACGAGGCUCUCUACGACAUCUGCAUGCGCACCCUCAAGCUCAACAACCCAAGCUACGGUGACCUCAACCACCUCGUCUCCGCUGUCAUGUCUGGCGUGACCACUUGCCUGCGUUUCCCAGGUCAGCUCAACAGCGAUCUCCGCAAGCUUGCCGUCAACAUGGUGCCAUUCCCACGUCUCCACUUCUUCAUGGUCGGUUUCGCACCACUUACCAGCCGCGGCGCCUACUCCUUCCGCGCCGUCACCGUGCCGGAGCUCACUCAGCAGAUCUUCGACCCAAAGAACAUGAUGGCUGCUAGCGACUUCCGCAACGGACGCUACCUCACUUGUUCGGCUAUCUACCGUGGCAAGGUCUCGAUGAAGGAGGUCGAGGAUCAGAUCAGGAACGUGCAGAACAAGAACACUGCCUACUUCGUUGAGUGGAUUCCGAACAACGUCCAGACCGCUCUCUGCUCUAUCCCACCACGCGGUCUCAAGAUGUCCUCCACCUUCGUCGGCAACAGCACCUCCAUCCAGGAGCUGUUCAAGCGUGUCGGUGACCAGUUCACUGCCAUGUUCCGUCGCAAGGCUUUCUUGCACUGGUACACCGGCGAGGGUAUGGACGAGAUGGAGUUCACUGAGGCAGAGUCGAACAUGAACGACCUUGUCUCUGAGUACCAGCAAUACCAGGAAGCUUCAGUCUCUGAGGGCGAGGAGGAGUACGACGAAGAGGCGCCGCUGGAAGCCGAUGAGUAGAAGUCUCGAAAGCCAGCGAGCAAUGGGCAGAAGGGUUCCCCAUCUACUCCCCAGACCAUGGACACAGCCCCUGAUACUCUACCUCCCAGCUAUGAAGACGUGACGUCUGACCCGGCAGCUCCACACCGCUCCCAGAACCAGGAGAGCGCCUAUCGCAGAGAGACGAGAAACAGCAGUGGUCAGCGGUCUCUUUUUCCUGUCAACGAGUAGAUUGUGGUCCCCUAGCUCGGUUUUUGGCAGCUAUGGUGGCCGAGUAUGAUCAAGGAUAUUGAGCGUUCCUAAUUGUUUCUGCUUUUUUGCACGACAACCCCACACGAAUAGCUUUAGCAGAGAUGUCUGUAGCGACAUCUGCAAGGCACAGUUAUGAAU